AAAAGCGCGUUUUCCAGAAUUGUGCAAAUUGACCCUCGCGGUUUCCCGUCGAUGCGUGUGGAAGCGACACAGUGCUGACAACAAAUCACAAUGGCAGACUACACAACAUUAGAAAGCCUCCUGGAAAUGGGCUUCGACAGAAACAAAGCGGAGAAAGCUGUAGCACAUACUGGAAACCAAGGCAUUGAGAGAGCAAUGGACUGGUUAAUGGAGCAUGAGAAUGAUCCAGACAUAGACGAACCUUACAUUCCACCUGCUGGGAACGUUCUCGGCUCAACAGAAGAACAAAGCAGCCCACUACAGUCUCCUUCAGGAACCUCUGAACAACCAGCCACUGAAAAUUUAGAAGAAGUGGAAGAUUCCAAACAUCCUAUGACAGAGGAAGAGAGGAAAGAACAAGUAAAAAGAUUAGAAGAGUUGAUGAGGGUGAGGCAGGAGGAGAGAAGAGAAAGACAGCGUCAGGAGGAGAUAGAAAGAGAAAAGCAGAGGAGGAAACAAGGCCAAGAGCUUCUGCAUAUCAAACAAAAGCUUCAGGAGGAUGAGAUGAAGAAAAUUGCAGAACAGCGCAGGAGGGAGAAAUUAGAGGACAAACUUGCCAAGCAGCGGGUUAAAGAUAAGAUCGCUCGUGACAGAGAGGAAAGAGCACAAAAGUUUGGAGGUGGUUCAUCAAGCACGGUUCUGUCAUCUCCCCCCUCUGAAGCCCCUUCACAGUCUUCCCCUGAGAGCCAAGGACCCCCUCCAGCGAAGAAAGAUUACGAUGAAUGUCGAAUUCAGGUGCGUCUGCUAGAUGGUACUACCUUAAGUGCUGUAUUUAAGGCUCAGGAACCUCUGGCUGCUGUGAGAGUCUAUGUGGAGAUGAACGGGGCACCUGGACAGGAUUUUAACCUAAUUUCUCCUUACCCCAGACACAUAUACACAGAUCUAGACAUGGAAAAACCCCUGCGUGAGCUGGGUCUGGUGCCUUCUGCUGUCCUUGUGGUUACCAAGAAAUGAGAUGAUGAAACAAAUAGAAAAAGUCGUUCUUCCAUGCAUCCACACAAGAUCAAAUGGAUUUCUGUAACAAGACUAUGAUUCAAUGAACUGCUACAAUGGUUUCACUCCACAAAGCGCCAAAUAUGCAUAUAAUCAAGUUGAUCACUAACUAAGUUUUUCGCUCUCAAUAAAAGGUUGAGUGAAUUUUCAUAAUGUUAGUGUGAGCUUUUUGAUUUGCCACAUAAAAAGCUGCUCUGUUUUCAACAACAAAAUGUAUCACAUCAAACUCAUUCAUCUUUUACGAUUUUUUUGUUGCUUUUUUAGGUGUGAAAAUGGCGAAAACUGUUGAUAAAGAACAUUCAAUAUCAAUGAGCCUGUGCUGUACAUGUCCUGUUUGAUGAGCACUGUGCAGUCACAAUAAAGUUACUUUUUAAGGAACUCGCUAAA
This is a messenger RNA of Paramisgurnus dabryanus, 1419 nucleotides long. It is a transcript of the gene ubxn1, whose product is annotated as UBX domain protein 1. Lineage: Eukaryota; Metazoa; Chordata; Actinopteri; Cypriniformes; Cobitidae. The record is from RefSeq and is a predicted model, not a curated record. Gene Ontology annotation, cellular component: cytoplasm; nucleus. Gene Ontology annotation, molecular function: K48-linked polyubiquitin modification-dependent protein binding. Gene Ontology annotation, biological process: negative regulation of proteasomal ubiquitin-dependent protein catabolic process; negative regulation of protein K48-linked deubiquitination; negative regulation of protein ubiquitination.